UUUAACACUUUUUUGGUUACUACAUGAAUCCAUAUGUGUUUCAUAGUUUUGAUGUCUUCACUAUUUUACAAUGUAGAACAUAGUAAAAAUAAAGAAAAACCCUUGAAUGAGUGGGUGCAUCCAAACUUCUGACUGGUACUGUAUAGUUUACACCAAAGGGUAAAAUCUAUAUAUUUUCAGCAAAAUAGUGCGUCUCAGCGUCUGUGGUCUAUGAUUUAUGCUUAAUGAUGUGGACUGCAAAUUACACCAUAAUGGGGGUAGGCCUGGGCUCACAGAAAUAAGAAUGAAUAGAAUGGGCUUGGAACUCUAACCCUGGAAAUUGACUGGUAAACUCAUGGGUACACUGCCAACGGCUGCCUGGUAUUGUGACGCAAUAAUUUCAAUUGUAGUUUUGAAUUUCUCUUCAUUCUUAUUUCUAAGCCAGUUUAAUAUUCAGUAGCAUUCAAGAUUUGGCAACCUCAGAUGAAGUACGAUGUUUUACCGGCUCAUUUUGGAGACCAACGUAGACUAGACCUGUAGCAUGGACAGCGACGAGGCCCGAAAAGGGUUACAGGAAGCCCCAGAGAGGACAUUCCCUGUAUUCUUCAGAGGAAAACUGGGGGAGAAGCUCCAUCAGGAGACCCCCGGGUUUGACCUGUUGGACCCCAACAUGAGAGUCAUGGAUGUUAGUUAUAACUGCCUCCACGACAAACACCUGAAGAGUUUUUUCCGCCAUCCGGAAAGGAAGAAGCGGCUGGUGAAGCAAGGCCUCAUCACCUCAAAUGAGAAGGUGCUGUGUACGUGUAAAGAGUACAAUCGCUACAGUAGCUACAUCAAGUCAGUUCAGUUGCUGUGGGAGAAGCAGUGCUGUGCCCAGCAGAAAAAUCUUUUGAAGCAGUUCCUAGUCUUGCAGCAGCAAGGGGAGGUUCCUUCCCACAUCUCACUGACGGAUAUUAGAGAAUGGCUCAUUGCCAAGGGUAGAAACUACUUCAAGAACACGUUUCAGAGUGAAAUGGAAGAGGGGAAGAACCUUCACUUGGCCGAACUGGCUUGGGAUGUGAAACGACGCCUCAGGCUUGAGGAGCUGGAAAGAGAAGUGUGCAGGGAGCUGCGCCUGGAGCGCCGAAUCCGCUGGUCGGUGAUUGGACAGCCUGGUAGCCAGAUGGGAGAUUGGAGACCCCUGGGCAUGGAGACACACACACCUCUGGUAAUGGACUCUCCCUUCAAACACUCCACCUCCUCGAUGGACACUCUUUCCAGUCAGAUCUCGACUAAGAACCUCGAGGUUGCUAGGCUACAUACUGCCAGACCACGUUAUGCCAGACCACCAACUGAAAGACCUAGCAGUGACUCUGAUCACUCUGGAACCUUGUCGACUGUGACGACCUGCUCACCACAUUCAGCUAGCCCGUCAGUGAUUACUGUUAGGGACUUGCUGCUCAUGAUUGGGCACAUAACUAGCUCAGUAUUGGAGGAGGUAAAUAGCAUCCUGAUCCCUGCCUUGGUUGACCUUAUAAGGCUGAGAGCUUCAGAAAGUGAUGCAGAGAGUAUGCUCUCCAUCAGCAAAGACACCAACGAAGAUUCAACCCAGGGCUCUGUCAGCUGUACCUCCCUACUCUCCAAAGUCAAUGUGAUCUGUCUCACUCAGAGUCCUGACAGUAAGUCCUCCCCAAUCUCCAUUGAAGAACCAGUCAAAACUUGUUGUAGCAGCAGUUCUCUGUCCAGUGAGGAACGAGCACACUCUUCCUCCAGUCAGAUCUCUACUAAGAACCUCCUGGCUACUUGGCCACGUUCUACCAGGCCCCAAUCUGCCAAACCGCCACCUGCUAAACCAUCACCUGCUAAACCACCAUCUGAUAAACCGUCACCUGCUAAACCGUCACCUGCUAAACCGUCACCUGCUAAACCACCAUCUGCUAAACCACCAUCUGCUAAACCACCAUCUGCUAAACCACCACCUGCUAAACCACCACCUACUAAACCACCACCUGCUAAACUACGAUCUGCUAAACCACCACCUGCUAAACCACAAUCUGCUAAACCACCACCUGCUAAACUACAAUCUGCUAAACCACUACUUGCUAAAUUACAAUCUGCUAAACCACCUACUGCCACUGACUACUCUGGAACCUUAUCUGCUGUGGUAGGUCGUGGGCAUGUCAUCCCUGUCAAACUGACCUUGGCCCCUUUCUCCUCCUUACUCUCCAGCGAAGAGACCAACACCAACCUCCCCUCCAGCAGCCGCCCCUCCUCAUGCUCUAUCAAGCUUUUAGACAGAAGGAGUGACAUUCCUUGCUCCCUGGCUGUGAGCUCUAUUUCAACUGUUCCUGGACCUGACUCUAGCAGGAGCCCUAAGCGGGAGAAUCAAUAUGCUACUGAGGUCUCGUCGAUCUGCCUCAGCCAAGAUAGAAAUGGCCAAGGAGGGAGUGUGACACCUCCAGCCCCUUUGGAUGUUUCCCUCCCCUCCAUUAUUGAGCGGGCUGGCGGACUUGUAUGUUCCGUCAUCUCCCAGUCUUUAGCAAUUGUGGAGGCGCGGUCAAGUGUGAUUGGUGAGAAGGGCUCUCCAUCUCCCACCACAGUCUCCCAUUCUCCUACAAGGGUGUUUGUCAGCCACUUAAGGAGUAGCCCAUUAGGUGAGGACCUUGUAGAUUCAACACUUGCGGAUGUUAUCUCUGUCCUGAAAAUGGAGGGAAUUUUUUCCUCCUCUCCGACUUUGGACGAGGAGCUGCUUGAUCUCUCCUCCAGUUGUUCUUCAUCAUCCAGCGAAACACUGCAAUGUGUGUCUGUUGGCCCUCUUGGCAGUGGGUCGGAGACGUCCUUCAAACUUCUUGGGGGUCGUACUCUGAGUAUUGCCACCCCAACGGCCCAUGUUAUCACAGAGGACUUAGAAGUCUACAGUGAUGAGAUCAUUGACGAAAUCCUUAUUAUAAUGAGGACCAAAAAAGAUGAUGACAGUGGAAGUGACGUCUCUGGUGCAUCAACACCAUGCAGCACACCAGCACCACAGAGUCGGUCCUCUUCUGCACUGAGGGGAGUGCUUCCCCAUGACAGGAGGAUACUCAGCACAACACUGCUUGGAAUCCAGAACACACUAGACAGUGAGAACCUCUCAGGAGAGUGCUCCAUCUCACCACAGGACAAUGCCAGAGUCCUGGAGAUGAUAAAGUUGCUGCAGAGGCGCCUUGAUGGGACACCCUCAGAGUCCUCCAUCCAUAUCACAGAUGUGGCUUCACCCUUGGGCUUUCCUCUCCCUGUAUCUCUCCAUGCUGUUCAGUCGUGUGUAUUUGCCACUGACAAAGACCUGAAGGCAGAAAGAGUGAAGGGAGUCUUUGAAAGCCUGAGAUCCCAGUUUAUGAGCUACUCCAUCAAGCCUGUGAGUAACAUCAUUACCAGGGCAACAACAAAGAUGGCUGCCUCCAAGCAGGUUAGUUUAGAGACACUCCAGGCAGCAUCAGCAAAAUCAUCUGCUGUGGCUCAGAACCUUAUUAGUUCGGUUUUAUUUCAAGUUGCCAAGGUGUCCUGCUCUGAUGACUUAGAGGGUCUGGGUGAUCAUCUCAGAUGCCCCUCAACUUUGACCAGAGUUCUGACACCUUUGACCUCAGAGAAGGCUACACUGACACCUGCUGUUCUGAAGAUCAGAAGGGAGAUGUGUAAGGAAGUGGCCACUGAACUCCAGAGUUUCUUGAUCAAGGAAUCCCUUACUGGCACCCAGACACCAUCCAAUGGACAUGCUUGCACUUCUGGUUCUGCCCCAAGGGAAGCUGUGCGGGACAUCCUGAGGAAAACCAAAGAGGAGGCUUCCAACAAAAGCCUGAAUAAUAUUUUCUCUGUUAAUUUGGAUGAGCGGCUCACAGACUCCAUUGCAGAUGCCUUAUAUCCAAAGCUGCAUGACACAUUGGAGUCCAAGAGAGAGCUGCAGGCUUCUUAUUACAGCUCCCAGAUCAGCUGCAGCCUCAGCCCCUUUGAAGUUGAGAGCAGCCUAGAGCUCCAGGAGUUCACUGACCCACUAUCUGAGUCAGUAUUGUGUCUCCUGGAUAGGACAUUUGGAGAUAAAGCUCAGAACUUAAAGACAGGCGGGGGUGUUUUACAAUAUGUCACAGACCCAACCUAUAAGAAGCUUUUGAUUGGACCCCACACCAACGAUGUCAAUGUGGUUGUGCACACGAUUGCAGUGGAGGAGUUGCCUGUUGAGGGUUGUAUUGCGCAAAGUGAGGCCAUUCAUGGCCUUCACAAGAAGCAAGUUACCUUCCAGCACCAGUGACAGAGGGAAUGAGACCCCGAGCCCUACUAAUUGCCUGCUGGAGGGUGUAGUGGGCAAACUGAUACGGAAGAUGCUAUUUCAGGGCCUUGACAUCCCUGAG
Molecule: messenger RNA, 4340 nt
Organism: Salvelinus fontinalis (brook trout)
Lineage: Eukaryota; Metazoa; Chordata; Actinopteri; Salmoniformes; Salmonidae
Product: fibrous sheath-interacting protein 2-like
Exons: 8
Coding region: 521-4240 (1239 amino acids)
Source: RefSeq, a predicted model, not a curated record